Messenger RNA from Penicillium verrucosum, 873 nucleotides. RefSeq lists its product as uncharacterized. NCBI's taxonomy places the organism in Eukaryota, Fungi, Ascomycota, Eurotiomycetes, Eurotiales, Aspergillaceae. The record is from RefSeq and is a predicted model, not a curated record. The coding region runs from base 1 to 873 and encodes 290 amino acids. The transcript has a single exon. Gene Ontology annotation, biological process: nucleoside metabolic process. Gene Ontology annotation, molecular function: catalytic activity.
AUGUCAGAUCCUGCGCGGUAUACUGUGGGCUGGAUUUACGCCUUACCCGUGGAAUACAUUGCCGCACAAGAGUUUCUCGAUGAAGAGCACGACAGACCCAGUUUCGUGUCGCCAAACGAUGCCAACGACUAUACGUUAGGCAAGAUAGGCGAGCACAACGUUGUCAUUGCCGUCUUGCCUGAUGGUGAAUAUGGAACAGCUUCCGCGGCCACUGUAGCGACAAACAUGCUUAAUAGUUUUCACAACAUCAGGAUCGGCCUUAUGGUCGGGAUUGGCGGGGGUGUACCAAGUGAGACCCAUGAUAUUCGUCUAGGCGAUGUUGUGGUCAGUGCACCUCGCGAUGGCGAGAGUGGUAUAUUUCAAUACGAUUUUGGCAAGUCGAUCCAGGACCAAAGUUUUCAGCAUACGCGGUUCUUAAAUCAGCCACCAGCUAUUUUACACGCUGCAAUAGCGGGUAUCCGAGCUCAAUACGAGAGAAAAGGGCAUCAGCUUGAGGAGGCCAUCAACACCAUUUUUGGGAAGAACAUGAGACUUCGUCGGAAGUACAAACGGCUAGAACCAAUCACGGAUAGGCUGUUUCUCCCCGAAGUUAUCCAUCACCAAGCUGACUGUGCUAUGUGUGCGGUUGAUCCUUCCACGUUGGUACUACGAAGCGAGCGGGCUAACGAUAAAGAUAAACCUGCUAUUCACUAUGGCCUGAUUGCUUCUGGCAAUCAGCUGAUGAAGGAUGCUUUGAUUCGAGAUCGGCUUGCUACAGGGAAAGACGUCCUCUGUUUCGAAAUGGAAGCCGCGGGGCUGAUAAAUACUUUUCCAUGUCUGGUCAUCAGGGGUAUCUGCGAUUACUCGGAUUCACAUAAGAACAAACAGUGGUAA